UUUGCCUGAGGGAGCAGCAACAACUCGAAAUCGCCGCUCAUAAAUUGAAACAUUCAAGCGGUCAAACAUGUGUUACGCAUCAAAUCGACUGAGGCAUUAUGUUAGGCACUUCGGAACAAACAAUAUUCAUGGCAGCGUGGCAAGAAACGAGAAAAAACGUCCGUUUGCCGAACUGCGCGGCCCAUCGCAUAUCCCGUACAUUGGAUUUAUCAAUGAUAUUUUAAAUUUAGGUCAUCCAAAAGACCUCCACCGGACAAUUACAAAAUAUCACAAGCAAUUUGGACAGAUUUUCAAGAUCAAGAUAAGUACUAUAGAUGCUGUGUUUAUCAGUAAUCCCGAAAUGAUGCGCAACGUAUUUGCCUACGAAGGCAAAUUCCCCAGGCACCCGUUACCAAACGCUUGGACCUAUUACAACCAAAAACACAACUGCAAGCGUGGCCUAUUUUUUAUGGAUGGAGAGGAAUGGCUUCAUUAUCGGCAGAUUCUCAAUAAUCUCAUACUGCGGGAUGCAAACUGGAUGGCAGGGCCUGUGGAAAAGAUAUGUGAUCGCACUAUUAACAGCAUGCUGGAUGACGUUGAUUUCGCGGAUGGAAAACAUUUGAUUCGAAUUGAUAACAUGGAAGAAAAAUUAUACAAAUGGUCAAUAGAAGUGAUACUAAGCAUUAUGCUAGGAAAUUCUUACAGUGAUGAAACCGCUAAGAGGAUCGAAAAUUUAGUCAAAACGUUUGCUGGAACAGUAUACAAUAUUUUCCUGUAUAGUUCAAAAUUGAUGACUGUUCCCCCAAAAAUUGCCGACAUCUUGCAGCUGCCAGCAUGGAAGCGGUUCGAGCAAGUGGUUCCUGAGACGUUGGAAAUUGCUAGCACGAUCAUCAAUAAUAUUCUUGAUGAAGCUGAGCAUGGCGAUGGUCUUCUUGUAAAAUUGCAGAAAAAUAUUUCUUCAAGAGAAGUAUUGAUUCGAAUUUUUGCGGAUUUGAUGAUUGCAGCUGGUGAUACGACUGCAUUUUCAACAUUAUGGAGCACUUAUUUACUGGCAAAAAAUUUAGAAGUUCAGGAGCAAGUGAGGUCUGGCAUCGGCGAAGGUGAACUCGAAUCAUCACUUAUUCGAGGAACAGUGCGCGAGGCUUUGCGAUUGUACCCUGUAGCCCCAUUCAUUGGACGUUUUCUGGAUAGCGAUGCCGUGAUUGGGGGAUACUGUUUACCCGCCAAUACUUUAGUGCUGCUAUCGCUGCAUACUGCAGGUAGAGAUGCUGAUAACUUUUACUCACCUCUAAAAUUCCUGCCGCAAAGAUGGGUGAGAGACAGCAACAAAGGAUAUCCGUUUUCUCCAUGUUCUGUCCAUGCGUCGUUACCGUUUGCUAUUGGAAGUCGCAGUUGUAUAGGGCGCAAAAUCGCUUUGUACCAAAUGCACGUACUAUUGACCAAGGUAUCAAUCUAUUUUCUCCAUACGCAAAUGCCCGCACCUUGGCCUUAAUCCCGGCCAUAAAAUUCUGCACAACCUGUGAAUCAACCGUUUUUUGCAUGUAACCCAUAAUAAACAAGAUAAUGCGAGUGGUAAUACGAUGCAACCGAUAUACUCCUAGUGCUCUUAUGCUUGAUAUGUUGCAAUGGUUGUCAGUAAAGCAGAGGAUUGCGUAUAACAGUAUGAUUUUUAUCUACAAAAUUAAAAAAGGAAUGUUACCAUCUUAUUUAUUGGAAGGUCUGCAGUACGGAGUUGACAUACACGGAUACAAUACAAGGAGAGCCCAAGAUUUCAGAUUACCAAAUACGAAAAAAGAGAUGACCAAACGAUCUGUGUUCUACAAUGGACUGAAAAUGUAUAACAGCCUACCACGGAGCAUCAAAGACAGUUCAAACUUGAAUAUUUUUAAGAAGCUGACAAUAGAUUAUAUAAAACAUACAGUUUGAAACAAGGACUAAUCCUAAAAAGGAUCAUACAAUAGUGAUGAAGAUCUGGCGGAACAUCAGAUAGAAAUUUGUACGGUGAUGGACAUACGCGGGAGUAAGACGAACAAGUCGUACAGAAAUUGACAACAUAAGUAAACAAAACAUAUUAUCCUAAGGAUAAACUGUCUCUCCUUCUUCAAAAGAUG
Molecule: messenger RNA, 2090 nt
Organism: Uranotaenia lowii
Lineage: Eukaryota; Metazoa; Arthropoda; Insecta; Diptera; Culicidae
Gene: sad
Product: cytochrome P450 315a1, mitochondrial
Exons: 8
Coding region: 68-1471 (467 amino acids)
Biological process (GO): cortisol metabolic process; glucocorticoid biosynthetic process; cellular response to peptide hormone stimulus
Cellular component (GO): mitochondrial inner membrane
Molecular function (GO): oxidoreductase activity, acting on paired donors, with incorporation or reduction of molecular oxygen; iron ion binding; monooxygenase activity
Source: RefSeq, a predicted model, not a curated record